This is a messenger RNA of Aspergillus aculeatus ATCC 16872, 1287 nucleotides long. RefSeq names its product MCT family MFS transporter. Gene Ontology annotation, biological process: transmembrane transport. The transcript is spliced from 6 exons. Gene Ontology annotation, molecular function: transmembrane transporter activity. The coding region runs from base 1 to 1287 and encodes 428 amino acids. Gene Ontology annotation, cellular component: fungal-type vacuole membrane. The record is from RefSeq and is a predicted model, not a curated record. NCBI's taxonomy places the organism in Eukaryota, Fungi, Ascomycota, Eurotiomycetes, Eurotiales, Aspergillaceae.
AUGCCACACGACGAGGUCUCGAUGACAAACCUAUCUAAAACUGCUUCAGGAAUGGUCGCCGAGGGCCAUGAGGGUCGUCCAAUACCAACCAGGGAUACCAGUACGCGUGCCUGGCUGGUCGUAGUGGGUGGCUUGCUGAUUUACUUUCCUACCUUUGGGUUCCUCAAUGCCUUCGGUACCUUCCAAGCCUACUACGAACGACAUCUCCUCGCCGGGACUUCAAGCUCCGAUAUUGCCUGGAUCGGCUCCUUACAGAUCUUUUUGCUCUUUAUCGGUGGUCUGGUGGUCGGCCCCUUGUACGACAAGGUGGGAGCCACCAAGCUGCUGGUGCCGGGUACAGUCGUCUACGUUGUCUCCCUGAUGUUGACCAGCGUCUGCAAGAAGUACUACCAGCUUAUUCUAGCCCAAGGCAUCCUGUUCGGCUGUGCCAAUGCGCUCUUAUUCUACCCGACCAUCGCAGCCAUCAAUCAAUGGUUCGAUCGGCGACGAGGACUGGCACUCGGUCUUGCUGUGUCCGGGUCCUCACUGGGUGGAAUUUUCUGGACAGAGGUCAUUCAGCACAUGCUCGACCAUAUCGGCUUUGGAUGGACAGUCCGUGCCUCCGGGUUCAUCAGUCUGGCGUUUCUUAUCCCCAGCUGCGUGUUGAUCGUCACCCGGCCUCCAGAGCCCGACGAGCACCAGCAGAUGCAGCUAGACUUCAAAGCCAUCUUGUCGGAUGCUACAUAUCUGCUCUUCAGCGUCGGGAUGUUGCUCGUGCUAUGGGGGAUGUUCAUCCCCUUCUUCUAUUUGCCUUCGUACGGCGAAUCGUACGGAAUGAGUGCCACGGACGCGAAUAACCUCCUAGCAUACAUGAAUGCUGGUUCCUUCGCCGGACGAGUUCUGACCGGGAUUCUUGCCGAUCGCAUAGGACGGUUCAACGUGAUCUCAAUAGCUGCGUUGUGUUGCGGCAUCUUGCUCUUCUGUCUUCACAAGAUCACUACUCCCGCCUCGAUCAUCGCCUUUUCGGUCCUCUACGGCGUCUGCUCGGGCGGGCUGAUCUCACUGCAAUCUGCAUGCAUCGGCCAGAUUACGCCGGACCACAGAAUCAUUGGCGUGAAGAUCGGGCUCAUGAUGGGAUUCUGCUCCGUGGGAGGUUUGACCGGUAGUCCAAUUGCGGGUGCUCUCCUUAGCGCUGAUCAUGAUAAGUGGUAUGGCUUCAUCGACUUCUGUGGCUCGAUCCUCAUGGGAGGUGCGGCGGUCACUAGCGUCUCGCGAAUUAUGGCCGCUCCUAAAGAGUGGAAGUUUUAG